Ostrea edulis (European flat oyster) is the source of this 888-nucleotide messenger RNA. RefSeq lists its product as uncharacterized. Gene Ontology annotation, biological process: defense response. Lineage: Eukaryota; Metazoa; Mollusca; Bivalvia; Ostreida; Ostreidae. Gene Ontology annotation, cellular component: extracellular region. The transcript is spliced from 2 exons. The record is from RefSeq and is a predicted model, not a curated record. The coding region runs from base 1 to 888 and encodes 295 amino acids.
AUGAACCAUGGACCCGGAAAAUCGACUGCCCUCAAGUGUACUGCACUCGGUUCAACAAUUCCUGAAGGCACUUGUCUUACGCGGCAACUGAAAAGAAAGCAAGAGUUGUACGAACACAGCAAACAGAGGAAAAGAUCUAAGACCUAUCGUACCAGGAGACAAGUCCUUGUGAGAGAAAAAUUCGAUCUAUAUUUCCAGAGAGGAACCGUGACUCAAACAGGGUAUCCGAAGGGCAUGAGUGAUCCCCCCUUACCACAGUGUAGCCCAAGGACAAGUAAUGAACAUUCCUACAGCUUUAAGCUUUCCCACGGACAAAGUCGCACUGUUAACCUCCCAUCUCAUUGGUCCGGAAGGUUCUGGGGACGUACCGGAUGUAGUGUAUCUCGCUGUGAGACCGGUGAUUGUGGUGGAGGUCGACUUCAUUGUAGCGGAGCUGGGGGAGUCCCCCCGGUCACUCUCGCCGAAAUCAUCUUUGACGGUGCCGGAAACCAAGACUUUUACAACAUCAGUCUGGUUGACGGUUUUAAUCUUCCAUUGAGCAUGCGCCCAAGAGGCGGAACAACAGAGGUACCUUCAGGGGCAUAUUAUUGCAAGCCUGCUGGUUGCUACACAGAUAUUAACAACAUCUGUCCGAGUGGUAUGAAGCUUUACGGAUCUGGCGGAGUUGUAGCUUGCAAAAGCGCCUGUUUAGCGUUUGGAAGAUCAGAGUACUGCUGCAGCGGAUCUCACAACACACCACAGACAUGCCCAAAUUUCUCCUACGCUCAAACCUUUAAGAGUGCUUGCCCGCAAGCCUACAGUUACGCCUAUGAUGACCAAGAGAGGACUUUCACCUGCCGUGGCGCCGGGGGUAGACAGUCUGAAUACGAUAUUACUUUCUGCGGAUAG